Molecule: messenger RNA, 1462 nt
Organism: Laccaria bicolor S238N-H82
Lineage: Eukaryota; Fungi; Basidiomycota; Agaricomycetes; Agaricales; Hydnangiaceae
Exons: 5
Coding region: 1-1278 (425 amino acids)
Biological process (GO): molybdate ion transport
Cellular component (GO): membrane
Molecular function (GO): molybdate ion transmembrane transporter activity
Source: RefSeq, a predicted model, not a curated record
AUGUCGACGUUGACGAGGAAGUAUUUGGUGGUUUAUGCGAUUGUUAUGGGUGCGGAUUGGCUACAAGGACCAUAUGUGUAUUCUCUUUAUAGGGAACAGUAUCAGUUCCCUGAACGACUCGUUGCGGUGCUUUUUGUUACUGGGUUUAUGUCGGCUGGUCUUGCUGCCCCUCUUGUGGGCGUGUGGGCUGAUGAACACGGCCGCCGUCGCCUCUGCAUGGUCUUCUGCAUAACCUACACCCUCGCAUGCGUAUGCAUCACCUUCCCCGUCCUCCCCAUCCUCCUCGCGGGCCGUUUUCUCGGCGGAGUAUCCACCUCCAUCCUCUUCUCCGCAUUCGAGUCAUGGCUUAUCUCCUCUGCCUCGUCCGCGUCUCUUCCCUCUGCAGACUUGUCCACCAUCAUGGGCCGCGCGACACUUAUUAAUGGGAUCGUAGCUACCAUUGCCGGGGUGGUGUCGAACCAGCUUGUAGCAUCCACGAAAAACUACGCCGUCCCGUUUAUUGCUAGCGGGGCGCUCCUCAUUUUGGGAUGGUGCGUUAUUAGGGGGACGUGGACAGAGAAUUACGGUGCUACCAGUGCAAAGAACGACGACAUUUUCCAAGUUAAGAGGCUUGGUGUUGCAUGGGAUAUUGUUCGACAAGAUCCCCUUCUCUUGGUCCUCGGCCUAACACAAACAUGCUUCGAAGGCUCAAUGUACCUCUUCGUCUUCCUCUGGGUCCCCGCUCUCCAAGAAUACGCAACCUCUUACCCCGCCCAGCCUCUUCCCCUAGGCUACAUCUUCUCCUCCUUCAUGAUAUCUAUGAUGCUCGGGUCCCUACUCUACACCGCCAUCUCAUCCUACCACGCUUCCCAAACUCGUCCAGGAGGAGACUCGAGCUUGACGCUGCAUGCUAAAUUGAGCAGCUUGGUGUGUGCGGUUAGCGCUGCGGCGCUGGCGUGCAGUAUCUCGUCUAGGAGCGAGUAUGUACGCUUUUUCGCGUUUUGUUUGUUUGAGGCGUGUGUAGGGAUGUAUUACCCUGUACAGGGCAUGUUAAGGGGGACGCUUAUCUCGAAUGAACAUCGGGCGACUCUCUCAUCCCUAUUCCGCGUCCCACUAAACAUAUUCGUCGUCGUCUCCCUCUUAACGGGGGUAUCGUCCGCCCGGUACGCGGUGCUGACUGCCAGCUCGAUCAUGCUCGUGUUCUCGUCACUCAUGACGGGCGCGGUGAUCGUCAGCCGGAGCGACGAGCAACAACAACAAGGGAACGGGGCUAGUGCGAAUGGGAAUGGGCACCGAUGAAGAUGGAAUGAAAUUUACAUGCUAUGCUGAGCGGACGACAAGGAAAUAAAAUGGGUCGUGAAGACCCCGUUGCUGAUUUUUGCUUAUUUACUUACGUAUAUCACUCACGUUCUUUGUGUGGAGGAAGGGGUGUAGGAGGGAGGGGAUACACUAUAACUUAGUAGUAUGCUUCUAUAGACUGACU